This is a messenger RNA of Solea senegalensis (Senegalese sole), 5473 nucleotides long. RefSeq names its product HHIP-like protein 1. The coding region runs from base 615 to 3629 and encodes 1004 amino acids. The record is from RefSeq and is a predicted model, not a curated record. Lineage: Eukaryota; Metazoa; Chordata; Actinopteri; Pleuronectiformes; Soleidae. Gene Ontology annotation, cellular component: membrane. The transcript has 14 exons.
AGAGGAGGAGGAAAGAAGCGAGGAGGGAGGGAUCUAAUCUCGGGCUGCAGCGUGGCUCUGUGUCUGAAUGAAAGAACCUCUCUUUCUCUCUCUCUGUUUUCUGUCUGUCUCGUGCAUGGCUUAUAUCCGCUGCAGCAAGUGAGCACAUGUACAGAGCAAACAACUCUCCAAACUGGAAGUAAAUAUUUUGCAGAGGCUCCAGCUGAAGCACUUUCACUUUCCAAAUGGCUCUGUGAGCUGCAUCUUUUCAAAAGGCUGGAUUACGCUCUCAGAAAUGUGACUGCGCGUUUUUGAGGACUGAUUUGCAUCCAGAGAAGUAUCAUGUGAUGGAUGAUUCAUCUUCCGCUUCUGGGACAUUUGAAACUUCAUAUCCUUUUCAGUUGCAGGUCAGGUGUGAUUCUGAGUUGAUGCACACGUCUGCACGCAUGGCUGCCUGAAACCACAGGAACCUGGACCAGGCAACACACCUUAAGUUUCAGAUCUUUGCUCGAUGGACACAGGUGGAGAUGUGUCUUGCACAUUGCUCUAAACUAACCCAUACAAGCUGCUUAGACUGAACACAUCACUGCAUCAGAUCCACACUUACCUGAACUGAAAGACAGCCUCUUUGCACUAUGACCCCACAGAUCUGUAAUCUUGCCCCCCAGUGCAUCCUACAGCACACCUCCCUCCCCUACCUACUUCUGUCUGUGCUACUAUUGCUCCGUCAGGCCUGGUGGGGGAGCUGUCACCCACAGUGUUUGGACUUCAAACCCCCGUUUGAGCCCCGGCAGCCAUUGGCCUUGUGUAAAGAGUACUCCAAGUUUGGAUGCUGUGAUUUGGAGAAGGAUGGGGAGCUGUUGUUGAAGUUUUACAGCAUCAUGGAGAACUUUGACCAUUCAGGUUACGUCACCUGCGGCAAAUACAUACGCAGCCUUCUCUGCCAGGAAUGUUCUCCGUACGCUGCCCACUUGUACGAUGCCGAGGAUGCCAACACACCAAUACGGAUGAUGCCUGGACUGUGUGGUGACUAUUGCACCGACUACUGGCAUCAGUGUCGAUACACACUCAGUCUCCUCUUGGAGAACAGGGAGAGCCCGCAUCAGUUUGCCAACCUGACUGCGACGUUAGAAGAAGAUCGCGGGAGGUUCUGCGACUAUCUGGAGCUGAAGGACAAACAGUACUGCUAUCCAAAUGUGCUGACUAACACAGAGCUAAAUGCUAACCUUGGCUCGGUACGUGAGAGUCCCAAAGGCUGUCUGGAGUUGUGUUUACAAGAGGUUGCCAACGGCCUCCGCAACCCUGUGGCCAUGAUCCAUGCAGAUGACGGAACUCACCGCUUCUUUGUGGCAGAGCAGCUGGGAUAUGUGUGGGUGUAUUUGGCUAACGGCUCCAGGAUCGAUCGGCCUUUCCUGAACCUCACGCGGGCCGUCCUCACGUCACCGUGGAACGGAGACGAGCGAGGGUUCCUCUGCUUAGCCCUGCAUCCAAGGUUCACAACAGUCAGAAAAGCCUAUGUGUACUACUCCGUGUCUGUCAAGAAGGAGGAGCGGAUACGGAUCAGUGAGUUCACGCUGUCAGCUCACGAUGAAAACCAACUGGACCACUCCUCUGAGAGAACCAUCCUUGAGGUGGUAGAGCCAGCAUCCAAUCAUAACGGAGGACAGCUUCUGUUUGGCCAUGACGGCUAUCUGUACAUCUUCAUCGGCGAUGGCGGUCGAGCCGGGGACCCCUUUGGAAAGUUUGGCAACUCGCAGAAUAAGUCAACACACCUUGGAAAGGCGCUGCGCAUUGAUGUCGACAACAAUGAUGAUGGUGCUCCGUACAGCAUCCCAUCAGACAACCCGUUCCUGGGGGAGAAAGACGCAAAACCAGAGAUUUAUGCAUAUGGAGUGCGCAACAUGUGGCGUUGCUCUAUCGACCGCGGGGACACCGCUACAGGGCGAGGCAGAGGCAGGAUGUUCUGUGGUGAUGUGGGCCAGAACAAAUACGAAGAGGUGGAUCUCAUUGUUAAAGGAGGGAACUAUGGAUGGAGAGCCAAGGAGGGCUUCAGCUGCUACGAUCGCAAACUCUGUCAAAACUCAUCUCUGGAUGAUGUCUUGCCGAUCUUUGCCUACCCCCACAAGCUGGGCAAAUCAGUGACAGGAGGAUACAUCUACAGGGGGUGUCAGAUGCCCAACCUCAAUGGACUCUAUAUCUUUGGGGAUUUCAUGAGUGGGCGACUGAUGUCUUUAAAAGAGAAUGUCACCACAGGAGAGUGGCAGUACAAUGAGAUCUGCAUGGGCGCCGACCAGACCUGCAGAUUCCCCAAACUCAUCAACAGUUAUUACAAAUACAUCAUCUCUUUUGCGGAGGAUGAGGCAGGUGAACUGUAUUUCUUAGCCACGGGAGCCCCGAGUGCCACAGCCAGGGCAGGAGUUAUCUACAAAAUUAUUGACCCAUCCAGGCGAGCUCCACCAGGAAAAUGCAGCAUCAAACCGACACAUGUUAAUGUAAAGGGAAAACUGAUUCACUUCCACCCCAAAGAAGAGUUUGUCAUCAACAAGAAACCCACCACGACACCUGUUCCCACGACGACCACAAGGAGAACAACAACAACAACAAAGAAAUCACCAAGAAAACCCAUAAUAAUAAUAAAGCCGCCAAUGCCAACAAGAAAGACAAAAACACAGCUGCCGCCACCACCACCAACGACAGCGACAAGAAAACCAACAUUGCAGACAACAAGAAAAACAACGACAAAGGCAACAUCCCCAACAGCGUCAACCAUAAAAGCAACAAUAAAAACAGCCGCCGCGACAAUUAAACCAACAACAUUACCCACCACUGUCCAGCUGGCCAUGGAAACAACUCCCGCCACAACCACACCCACUGGUUAUCGCACAACCGUCAUGACUGCAGUCUCCUCUAAGAUUGCUCAAACCCCAAUCAUCAUCACAAGUCCAACAAGGAGACACGGGAGACCCCUUCAGUAUUCACUUAGUACCACCUCCCAACCAUUAACCUCACUGCAGGUUCGUCCUUCUCCAUCCACACCAUCCUCCAAACAAACCCAGGUGGCUCUGGGAUCUACACGUUACCCUGAGCGUCCUGCAUCGUGGGCCACACCUCGUCCACCACACUGGAACCUCAAACCCACCACGACCUCCUACAAGCCCCAGAGAACACCAGUAAACACCACCAUGUCUAAAGCACAAGGAGGGGAGAAGCUGUGGCUCAGACAGAAGCUGGGAACUACUGGUGAGGGCAACCAGGUAUAUAAGAGGCCCAGAGGAAGAGGUAGAGGUCAUGUUUACGUAAGAGGACGGGGAGGUAGAAAGCUGAGGGCUGGCUCAGUGCGACUGGUGAGCACUGGCGGCUUAUCAGAUCGAGGUAGAGUGGAGAUCUUUAUCCGCGGAGAGUGGGGGACAGUGUGUGAUGACCUUUUCACCAGCAAGGCAGGCACCGUCGUGUGUCGACAGCUCGGCUUCACCACAGCAUUGGCGGUGAUGAAGCGGGCCGCGCUGGGGGAGGCAGACAGCAGUGUCAGGAUCAUGCUGGACGACGUGGAGUGUGAGGGCGGGGAGCGAUCGCUGUUGGAGUGCAAGAGAUCCAAAGUUGGGAAACAUAACUGCUCACAUGGAGAAGAUGUGGGAGUGAUCUGCGGUUAGCGCAGCAAGGUGAAAAGUAGGAAACCACAGGGAGGUAAGGGGGACACUGUGGGGUUAUGUAUGGUACUGUCACACAUAAUAAGUGACUGCAGUAGGAAGGGGAACGCCAUAAAAAACUGCACAUGAUAAAACAUGAAUGUUCAACAGAAUUUGCCAGCAUUUCCAUGAACUGUAUUUUGUUAUUUGCCUUUGCUGUAUAUUGUUUCCAACUGCUAAAUGCUGAAAUGUCCGCCUUUAUGUUAUCUUAUAAGUCUUGCUAUUCACUUUGAACAAAGUAAAGGACAGUGCAGAAGGUAUAUAUCCUCCCCAAGUCUUCUCUUGGCCUGAUGUGAUGUUAAUUUGAUCAUUGAACAUUCUCUAAACUGUAACAAACUGUAUGAACUAAUGUUAACCCAGUGACGAAGUCAAGGAAACUCAUCUUAGGGAACUUUCACACCAGAGUUAUUUGGUCUGCUUUAAACGGACCAGAGUUUGUUUCCUCAGAUACUCCGCUUCGUUUGGGCGGGUGUGAAAGCUCAUCCGAACUCUGGUGCGGACCAAACAAGCCUGAAAACGUGGGUCUCUGUUCGCUUGCAAGCGAAGGGAAAUGUAAACGGACUAUCCAGCGAACCAAAGACAGGAAGUGAAUCAAAUAGUCCGCUGCCUUGUCUGUUGCUCAUACUGGGCAACGUCUUGUGAAAAACCAAUUAGGUUUGAAUGUCAAACUAAAAACAGAAACCUCAAGACUGCAUACAUUUGGUGUCGCUCCAUUGUUUGUUCUUGUGGUUAACAUGCCAACUGAAGGGCAUGGAUUUCCAUUUUCAGUCCUGGCCAAUUGAUGAGGUUUUCUUCUUCCUCAUGCUUUUUUUCUUCCUGGCCAGUGCUGCUGCUUACAAAAGUGCAGUGUGAAAGUGAACCAAACGAAGGUGUGAAAUUUUUCGGCAUCCCCCCACCCACCACCCAGUCGAACCGAGUCCCCCAGACUAUGCUGGUGUGAAUGUGUCCUUAAACUCAGUUGUUACCAGACCCAGACCACUGGCUCCAAAUUGCAGGCAGAGUCAUUUUAAACUCAACAACAGCAACAACUUAUGCCAAAUCAAGUCUUUUCAAUGGAAUUGCAGCAAUCAGAGAAACGACUUGCACAGAAAUGCGUACUUUGCAUAUUCACACAAGUGCAACCAUCCAAUUUUACAACAAUGUUAAUCCAUUGUGCUAAAGUGUAAACUGCUCCACAUUUCACUAUAGUCCUGUCAAUAAUUUCAUGGGAAUAAGAUAGUGAAAUUGCAUUCCCUAGAAAUAACAGUAUUACCUGUGUGAUUAGGGAGCAAAGUAUAGUCAGUGUCUCUUGUUCAUUCAUUCAUUCAUUCAUUCAUUCAUUCAUUGUCUACCGCUUUAUCUUCCACUUGAGGGUCGCAGGGUCACUGGUGCCAAUCCCAGCAGACAUAGGGCGAAAGGCAGGGUAUCACCUGGCCAUUGCAAGACCAACACAGAGACAACAAAUUCACUGUCAUACUCACACCUACUGACACUUUAGAAUGUCCAAUCAACCUCUGCAUGUUUUUGGACUGUGGGAGGAAACCAGAUGUGGGUAAUGUGAAAAUGUUAACUGACCACAAACUUGUCAAAAUACAAUUAGCUGGCUUUGGACAGACCCUUAAUAAUCCAUCAUUUCUGUUUACAUAUUUACUUGUGAACAGUUUGUCAAUAGUUUUUAUUGCAUAAUUUCAGCAGGUCUAUUUUGUUUUCUGAUAAUAUUUUGAAUGUAAUUUAAAAAAAAAAUUCAGCAAACAACAUGUCCAGUUUUAUAUAAAGGGAUUUAACAGCACAGAGUGUCUAUGAUAUGAAUAAAGUUAACUGCAAAGUGA